CUUUUCAUUCUCUUACGGGUAAAGCAAAGCAAAGUAAACCCAAUCAAUAAUACCAAAUAUUGAUGCCGUGUGAGGUUGGGGUCUUCGUGCUGACCCAUGUGAGUCAUGGGAGCGAUUACUUGAGGCUGCAUCAGUUCAGGAAUUCUUUGUCUUUGGCUUUGCUUUUGGUGUCUCAAGCAACUGGGAGAUUGUAGAUGCUGGUGUGAAAGCUGAAUUCCGUGGAAAAUGGCAACUCUAGUUGAGCCCCCCAACAGAAUUAAGCCAAAGGGGAAGCAUUAUUAUACAUUAUCACAAACAUUGUUUGAGAUUGAUACGAAGUACGUUCCAAUCAAGCCAAUUGGCCGAGGAGCAUAUGGCGUGGUGUGCUCUUCCAUCAAUAGGGAGACCAAUGAGAAAGUUGCAAUUAAGAAGAUUGGUAAUAUAUUUGAGAAUUGUAUUGAUGCUUUGAGAACUUUAAGGGAGCUGAAGCUGCUUAGACAUAUUCGACAUGAGAAUGUCAUUGCUUUGAAAGAUGUUAUGAUGCCGGUCCAGAGAACAAGUUUUAAGGAUGUCUACUUGGUCUAUGAACUCAUGGAUACAGAUCUUCAUCAGAUUAUCAAGUCCUCUCAGCCACUUUCCAAUGAUCACUGCAAAUAUUUCUUGUUUCAGCUCCUUCGAGGUCUUAAAUAUCUUCAUUCUGCAAAUAUUCUUCACCGAGACUUGAAGCCUGGGAAUCUGCUCAUCAAUGCCAACUGUGAUUUGAAGAUAUGUGACUUUGGGCUUGCACGAACCAGUGGAGUUGAUGGCCAGUUUAUGACAGAAUAUGUUGUCACUAGAUGGUAUCGCGCUCCUGAGCUCCUGUUAUGCUGUGACAAUUAUGGAACCUCUAUUGAUGUUUGGUCUGUAGGAUGCAUUUUUGCUGAGAUUCUUGGGAGAAAGCCAAUCUUCCCAGGAACUGAGUGCCUCAACCAACUGAAACUCAUUAUAAGCGUUCUUGGAAGCCAGCAUGAAUCUAAUCUUGAGUUUAUUUACAAUUCAAAAGCCAGGAGGUUUAUCAAAUCACUGCCUUAUACAAGGGGCAGACACUUCUCUCAGCUAUACCCUCAAGCAGAUCCAUUAGCCAUAGAUUUGUUGCAAAAAAUGCUUGUAUUUGAUCCAACUAAGAGAAUUACUGUCUUAGAAGCACUCCAACAUCCAUAUAUGGCUGGCCUAUAUGAUCCAAGGUGUAACCCUCCUGCCCAAGUUCCCAUCAAUCUUGAAAUAGAUGAAAAUUGGGGUGAACAGAUGAUUAGGGAAAUGAUGUGGAAUGAGAUGCUUCAUUAUCAUCCUGAAGUUGCUUCUAUCAAUGCAUAGUUCUAUCAUCCUGAAGCUGUCUCUAGGAGUAGUUCUGGUUUUUCACUAAACAAACUGUAAUCUUAAGGACUUAGCUGCCGAAUUUUGUACUUGCAUGAGUUUGUCGUAAUACUUUCUUAUUUUGGUGUCCCCAUAAGGAUAAUGGCAUGGCAUAUUGUAACUUGUAUAUAGUCAUGCUUACUGUUUUGGUGUUUCGGCAAAAUUCCUGUUUGAACCAUAAAUUGUUUAUCAGUUAGGAGUAAGAUACUUAUU
Molecule: messenger RNA, 1584 nt
Organism: Gastrolobium bilobum
Lineage: Eukaryota; Viridiplantae; Streptophyta; Magnoliopsida; Fabales; Fabaceae
Product: mitogen-activated protein kinase 7-like
Exons: 4
Coding region: 226-1332 (368 amino acids)
Biological process (GO): intracellular signal transduction; protein phosphorylation
Cellular component (GO): cytoplasm; nucleus
Molecular function (GO): ATP binding; MAP kinase activity
Source: RefSeq, a predicted model, not a curated record